GAGGCGUGUCUUCUCUCUUCCCCAAGACCUCCCAGAGCAGGUUUGUUGCGUUUUGGCUCUAAAGCCUGAGACCUCCGAAGUGCUCGUCAGUUUUGCAAGUAGGAGCCAUGGCGACAACAGCUCAGUAUAUUCCGCGGAAUAACUCCUUACCGUCCAAUCCGCUCAUGCAUCCGGAUUCGGACAGGAUGCACCAGGGGACGACUUACAGAGAGGUGCAGAAAAUGAUGCACCACGAGUACUUGCAAGGGCUGGCGGCUACCAACACGGGACACCCGAUGAGCCUGACGCACCACCAGUGGCUGCCCACCUCGAACACCGACUGGUCCAGCGGCACCCACAUCGGCCAGCAGGAGCACAAACCGAGCGUGCAGACGAGCCGAGAGGACCUGAGCAGUGGCUUUCACCACAGAUCCCACCUGGUGCACCAGCAGACGCAGAGUGGCCACCACGGCUCGUGGGCGCCGUCCACAACGCACCACUUAUCCCCGCUAUCCCCGGCGUCUAACGGCCACCAGUCGCUGGUUUACUCCCAGCCCGGAUACACGAACCUCAACGCCAUGCUGAGCCCGCAGCCCGGCACGCUGCACCACGGUAUGCGGGACCCGCUCCACGACGAUUCCGGCAGCCACGACAACCAAAUGGAGUCGCCCCAACAGGCGUUCAGCCACCACCAGGACCACUCGGACGAGGACGCGCCCAGCUCCGACGAUCUGGAGCAGUUCGCCAAGCAGUUCAAGCAGCGGCGGAUCAAACUGGGCUUUACGCAGGCGGACGUGGGCUUGGCCUUGGGCACCCUGUACGGAAACGUCUUUUCGCAAACCACAAUCUGCAGGUUCGAGGCGCUGCAGCUCAGCUUCAAGAACAUGUGCAAACUUAAGCCGCUGCUAAACAAGUGGCUGGAGGAGACAGACUCCAACACGGGCAGUCCCACCAAUUUGGACAAGAUUGCCGCGCAGGGCAGGAAACGAAAGAAGAGGACCUCCAUCGAAGUGGGGGUAAAAGGGGCGCUGGAGAAUCAUUUCUUAAAAUGCCCAAAGCCAUCUGCUCACGAAAUCAGCACUUUAGCCGGCACGCUGCAGCUGGAAAAAGAGGUUGUCCGCGUUUGGUUUUGCAACAGAAGACAAAAAGAGAAACGAAUGACACCAGUGGGGGUCCCGCACCCGAAUAUGGAGGACGUAUAUUCUCAAGCAGAGACCCCUCCUCUGCACCGCACACUACAGAGUCCCGUGCAAUGACUCUUUGCGUCUUUUCCGCUGAUAGAAAAAUGGACUUAACAGUGUUUGGUUUUCCUGAAAAGACAAAGUUGAACAGGUGAAUUUCUUUUUUUUCAUUUAGGUAUUCGGAAAACAUCCAACAAAUAAAUAAGAAAAAAAUAAAGAAAAAAUAAAAAUGACAAAAAAAAAUCUUUGCGCAUUUAAAGUGAAUUAUCUUUAUUUACCAAAAGGAGGAAAUGACUUUUUCAUGAACUGUCGGCGCUCAUCAAUUUGAGUUCAACACUGGAGAUUCUACACUGAAUGAACUUUUUUGUUUGUUUGUUUUCAGGCAGAUUUCUGAAUAAUGAGUGUACUUUGUUGUGUGAUGUGUCUUCAUUAGGAGUACUGUAACUCAUCAGAGCAGCCUUUUUCGUUUUCUUUUUUCUUCAGUUGGAAGUUUCGAAUAAAAGAAACGAAAUGUGCCAAUGCGCCAGGACGCACGCGUGCGUUCUGACAGCAUGCCUUAAAAAUAUGUAGAAGCUGCGCAGCUGAUCAUCGUCGAAAACUGCAAACAGCACCAGACGCUAAAAAGAACAAUGUGGAUUUUGAUUUUUUUGUUUGUUUGUUUGUUUUUUAACUUACAUGGAGCACUUAUUGUUUGCUUUGUUUUUGUUUUUAGAAUUGUUCCUAUUUUAAUGGGUGAGUUUAGCUGAUGAAUUGUAUGUUUACAGGUGAUCAGAGCGCCGUCCUGCUCAACUCCAAAAUUUCCAGACAGAUUUGGUCAAAAUGAAAAGUGAGAACUCAGGUAACUUCAGUGCCCCAUAUCGGAAUAUCACGCCUGUACACCACUUUUUAAAUUAUUUCCCCCCCUUUUUUUUGUCUGACCCUCUGUCUUUUGUUGCCAAUGUAAUAUACGAAACACGAUGGAUUCCGUCAAAAACAAGACAAUUCUUUAAAGGACGGAAAACUGUUAAUUCAAGGGGAAUUACGUUUUGCAACUAUUUAUUUGAUUUUAUUUGUAUGUCCUGAAAGGAAAUCUGAACAUCGAACGCGUUUGUGUGUCUUUUCUUAAUGUUGCGCCCCCC
Thalassophryne amazonica is the source of this 2278-nucleotide messenger RNA. It is a transcript of the gene pou3f1, whose product is annotated as POU class 3 homeobox 1. Gene Ontology annotation, cellular component: nucleus. The transcript has a single exon. The coding region runs from base 108 to 1235 and encodes 375 amino acids. Gene Ontology annotation, molecular function: RNA polymerase II cis-regulatory region sequence-specific DNA binding; DNA-binding transcription factor activity, RNA polymerase II-specific. Gene Ontology annotation, biological process: brain development; regulation of transcription by RNA polymerase II. Lineage: Eukaryota; Metazoa; Chordata; Actinopteri; Batrachoidiformes; Batrachoididae. The record is from RefSeq and is a predicted model, not a curated record.